GUAUUCAUCGUCCCCGUGUGCGGCGGCGGCGGCGUUCUCGCCCGUGCCACCCUCCGCCGCCGCAUCCAGCUCUCCCGGUCGCCGCCGGCCGUGGGCGUCCACCGCCUCCGGCCUCCGACCCUCCCACCGUCGCCGCCCUCUGCUCCUCUUAUCCGUCGCGCACGCCCUGCUUCCCCGCCUCCGGCGGCUACCGCCUCCUAACCCCUCCUCCAUCUUUAGAAUCCGACCACCUCCCUGUCCCAUCCCAGUGGCUCCGGCGGUGGUGCGUCGCCGCCGCCGAGGUCUCCCUCUCAACGCAAGGACCCCUUCCUCCCCUAGCCCAACCCCGAAUCCAGUCAGGCUCCAGAGAUGCUGAGGAACAUCCUGUGCCAGUCGUGGAGGAGAGGGGCUUAUGCUCUUCAAGAAGGCAACCAUCCUGGGGCACUUCAUGCUUGUUGGAGUAGAUUUCACAGCGGGCAGAUGUUAAGCUCUUCCAGGAGCUUCUUUGGUGUGGAGGACUUUAUGGACGAAGACAACAGCAAACCAUACACAUACAAGAAGGAGAAGAGAUCAAAGAACCCGCACAAGCACAUCUCCUUCAAGCAGCGCACCAUCGCCUACAUGGAGCCCUUCACGCUCGACGUCUUCAUCUCCAAGCGCUUCGUCUCGGCGUCCCUCACCCACCGCACGACGUGCAGGCAGGUCGCGGUGGCCGGGACCAACUCCAAGGACAUCAAGGCGGCCCUCAAGUCGAGGUCGGACAUUCCGGCCUGCCUUGCCGUGGGUCGCUUCCUGGCAGAGAGGGCCAAGGAGGCUGACGUCUACACCUGCACUUACACGCCGAGGGAGCGGGACAAGUUUGAGGGGAAGAUAAGGGCGGUGGUUCAGUCCCUGAUUGACAAUGGGAUCAAUGUGAAAGUUUACCUGGAUUGAGUUCCCUGCUGUAUGUUUACAGUACUACAUUUGUUUCUGAAAAUGGUCAUCACCAUUAUCAUGCUGCAUUGCUGCUGAUUGUGAGACUUAUGGUGCCCCUGAUGUUAAUGUUUUAUCAUUUUCCUGU
Oryza sativa Japonica Group (Japanese rice) is the source of this 1039-nucleotide messenger RNA. RefSeq lists its product as uncharacterized. Gene Ontology annotation, biological process: translation. Gene Ontology annotation, molecular function: structural constituent of ribosome; 5S rRNA binding. Gene Ontology annotation, cellular component: ribosome. NCBI's taxonomy places the organism in Eukaryota, Viridiplantae, Streptophyta, Magnoliopsida, Poales, Poaceae. The record is from RefSeq and is a predicted model, not a curated record.